This is a messenger RNA of Syngnathus acus (greater pipefish), 4394 nucleotides long. RefSeq names its product zinc finger and BTB domain containing 41 (gene zbtb41). The record is from RefSeq and is a predicted model, not a curated record. The coding region runs from base 388 to 2919 and encodes 843 amino acids. Gene Ontology annotation, molecular function: protein binding. The transcript has 11 exons. NCBI's taxonomy places the organism in Eukaryota, Metazoa, Chordata, Actinopteri, Syngnathiformes, Syngnathidae.
UACAUUUCCCAAGAUUCCAUAAGAGUGAAAACGGCGUCACACAUCCGUCUUUGUGUGCGUCUUCCUUCGUAUACGUAGAAAUAUAUUUGGUGUAUUGUAAAUACAACCAUUAAUUUAAUAUGUCCUAUUGUUUGUUGGAUUUUACAAGUCAUUACCCUUUUAAAAACAAUAGUUUUCAAACACCAAAUGUUGACCGACGACGUCACGAUAACGCGGUCCCCGAGCCCUAUGGGCGAGCUGUUUGUUACGACGUCAGUAACAUUGGUAGGAAGAGGGGUGUUUUCAGACGUACAGGAAAUGAGCAUUCCUAUUUUUGUACCCCGACAACAUGAAUUUACGUCCGGACACGUUUUUGUGAAUACGGUCCACAUAUAUGAGAUUUAAUUCAUGGUAUCCUCAAGCACUCCAAUGAAGAAAAGAACAAGCAAUUCAUCACCUGCCAAACACAGCAGGAAAAGCAACGCCAUGAAAAAAUACCCAACAGCACCUGGCAUGUCAACCAGCUCUUUAAAUGCCCAAAAAGCAGCCCCACAAAUCCACUUGACCAUGGCGCAUCACAGUCGUAACCUAUUAAACUUCUUAAACGAGGAUCGAACUCGACAGAGGUUCUGCGAUGUGUCCGUAUCCGUGUGUGGAAAGCUCUAUGGUGCCCAUAAAGUGGUAUUGGCCCACGGGAGCAGUUACUUCCAUGCUGAGCUGUCCAAGAACCCAGCCAUGACCCACGUGAUUCUGGAUCACGUGGAGGACUCCGUUUUCCAGCACCUGCUUGCCUUGCUAUACACAUCGGAGUGUGUUAUUGCCAAGACUGAGCUUCAGGCUGUAACUGAAGCAGCCCACUUCCUGGACAUGAUGGAUGUAUUAAAGCUGCUGUGUGAGGAAAGACUAAACAAUAACCACGUAAGUGGGGACGAGACCGAGUCACUAAAGACGGCCACUCAAGGCUCAAUUGAUCAGCAGUUGUACAUAGAAACCUCAUCACAGGACCAGAGUCUGAAUGACGGUCAUGCACAACCGCCAAGUGAAAGCCAGAAAAUGUGUGGCGAUAAGGCAACUACCAUGCGGAGAUCUGCUCGAAGGAGGAAACCUCCAACCAAGUAUGAGAAAGACUGCGUGGAGUAUGUGGACAACACUGAGGAAACACAAAUAACUCAAUCACCAAGGGAGCAGUUUGAAGAAAGAUGGAACGAUGAAGAAGUCGGAGAAUAUAAACUGGUAGUGGAUGAAACAAGUUCAUCACAUGUGGAAGAUUUAUUGGGUGAGGAGGAUGAGGAAGGCCCGAUUGAGGUGGGUGGCAAAGCACCAGCUGCAGGUCCCAAGUAUCCUGAAGGUCUGACUCCUGUCAUCACCCAUAUCGCCAAAAAGAAGAUUCUCAAGUGCCCCAAAUGCGACAAGACCUUUGAUCGAGCAGGAAAGUAUGAGAGUCACACGAGAGUGCACACAAAAGAGAAACCCUUCCAGUGUGACAUCUGCCAGCAGCGCUACUCCACCAAGUCCAAUUUGACGGUUCACAAGAAGAAGCACGCCAACAACGCUCCCUUGCAGAUGAAAGAACACAAGUGUCCCUUCUGUAAUAAAUUCCACGCGAGCACAAAAACCCUUGCCAAGCAUGUACGGAGAUUCCACCCAGAACACCUUCAAGAGUUUGUCAGUAAAAGUAAGAAGAGGAAGACUGAAGGCUGGAAAUGUCCUAUUUGUCUGAAGUCUUUUACCCGCAGGACUCACUUGCAGGAACAUAUGAUCCUGCAUACCCAAGAUCGUCCGUUCAAAUGCGCAUUUUGCGAUGAGUUCUUCAGAUCCAGGUUUGCCAGGCUCAAGCACCAAGAAAAGUACCACCUGGGACCUUUUCCUUGUGAAAUCUGCGGACGAAAUUUUAACGACACCGGGAACAGGAGGCGACACAUUGAAUGCACACAUGGAGGGAAAAGAAAAUGGACGUGCUUUGUGUGUGGAAAAUCAGUAAGGGAAAGAACAACGUUACGAGAGCACAUGCGUAUCCACAGUGGCGAGAAGCCGCACAUCUGCGGUGUCUGUGGGCAGACUUUCCGUCACAAGAGCUCAUACAGGCUCCACUUGAGAAUGCAUCGUAAUGACAAGCGCUAUGAGUGCGACGAAUGUGGGAAGACCUUCGUGCGCCAUGAUCACCUGACCAAACAUCAGAAAACGCAUUCGGGUGAAAAAGCGCAUCAGUGUGAAGAAUGUGGGAAGUGUUUCCGACGCCAGGAUCACCUCGCGAUCCACUACAGGAGUGUUCAUUUGGGAGAGAAAGUGUGGCAGAAGUAUAAAGCAGCCAUGCAUCAAUGUGAGGUUUGCAAGAAAGAAUUCAAGGGUAAAUCCAGUCUGGAAAUGCACUUCAGGACUCACUCAGGUGAGAAACCCUUCAGUUGUCCAGAAUGCCACCAGACGUUUCGGAUCAAAAAGACCUUGACUAAGCACAUGGUGAUCCACUCGGACGUCCGUCCUUUCAACUGCCAACAGUGCAACGCCGCCUUCAAGAGAAAAGACAAGCUCAAGUAUCACAUUGAUCACGUCCACAGCAGCCGCUUUCUUGAGCAGCCACUGGGCCAGGACAAAAUGGGCCCGGAUCCUUUUAGUACGGAACCCAAGUCGACACCUACGGGCAUAUGUGUGCCUGACUCUUUAGACCCCGUCCAAAUAGCGGGUAGACCCGGGCUGGGUCAAUUGGACGCUCAUGCGGGCAUGCAAGCUGAAGAAUCGCAGCCCAAUUCAGGUUACCAGAACUCAGAGCUGGCAUUUUUAGAGAAAUACACCCUGGUGCCCCAGUCGGUUGAUAUUGUUCAACCUGUGAGGCCCGAUCAGAUGUUAGAUACCCGAGAGCAGACAUACCUGGGAACGUUGCUUGGUUUAGAUUCCGCUUCCUCCGUUGCAAACAUCUCAAAUGCGAACCAAAGUCACCAGUGAAGCGUUAGGGAUUAAUUUAGGUCUUGCAAAAUGAAAAAGGAACAAUAGUAACUUCAUUCUAGAACCGCUAAUAAUGAUAGUGGCAAAUUCACUUAAGAGUGUUUAUUCUGCUUAUUGCAAUCGUGUGCUUCAGAUUGAACAAAAAAAAGGACAGCGACAGUCGCCUGCGUUAUGAAAAUGCUGAUGUCAUCGAGGGCCGACAAUCCAAACAUUUGAACUGUUGCGCGUUGCAUCCUCAAUCUUCACCUUUUAGCAUGAAGUCUGAUGACAAAGACAACAUUUAAUCAGUCAGCAAAAAAAGUCCAAAACUAAUAUUGAAAACAAAAGUGUCACUUACAAAUUUCAGUUCCCACCAAUUACAACCUGAAACAAUAAAAACAUGUUCAAGUUUUAGUCAGAAUUGAGCAUUCAUAUAUAUUCAUACACUUGAUUACUUAGACUAUGGCAUAAGAUAAUUUAAAAAUAAUGCUUACAUUGGCCUAGCUUUAGUCUUCCAUUGUUGCACCGCACCACUGAGUAAUGAUCCGUUAGCCAGUGGCUCAGCUUGACACAUUCUAGUCUCACAGUCUCACCAUUUUUGAUAUAUUUAACUCCAUCGUAUUUUAACUGGGGGUAUUGGUGGGUGUCUACGGAACAGAAGGUAGCUGUACACAAGAAGCAACAAAUUAGUUAACAAUAAGUUAAGUCCACUGUAGCCUUUUUUUUAUGUUGUAUAUAUAUAUAUAUAUAUAUAUAAAUACCUUUGCAGGUGGGCGUUGUUGACCACUGGCUGUUAGUGUAGCAGAACACUUUGUCCGGACCCAAUUGUUUGUAGAAACUGCCACAUUGGUAUUUCAAAAACAUUGCAUCCCUUUCCACAAUCUCCCCAUUGGUGACAACGGGAGUGGUUCCACAUUGAUCAACUAAAAUGGUCAAUUAGAAUAAAAUAAACUCAAAUUCUCAAACAUGAUAAUGAAACCAUCAGAUCAUGAAUGAAUAACUACUUGUAGUAAUUUGUGGAUCAGUAGAACCGGUGUUGCCUGACGAUCCUACAAAGUAAAAGGAACACACCAUGAGAUUACAUUUAUAAAGAAUGAAAUUAACAGUAAGUAGUAACGAGCCAGCUCAAUAACUUACCCCCAAUGUUUCCACUUCCAGACCCACUACUCGGUCUUCUCCCUGAAUUGAAAUAGGAUGAUGACUAAACAUGGAUAAAUGAUGUAAGCCUAUCAUUUUGUGCGCAACUUAGUUUAGAAUCACAAAAUACGUAAGGGUAAUUCUUUUGGUCAAAUGAAUUUCUCUGUUUCAAGUUAUUUCAGUGACUGUAUUUUUUUCCCCCUCUUUAACAAAUUGGUACCAAUAAUUUUGUCCAUGUCGAUACGUACCUCCACCUGCAGGCCUUGUUUCACUUCCAGUAGAUGUUGUAGCGCUACCAGGAGUUGGCUUUGCUUGUUUGACUGUGGAAUAAAUAAAUACAUUGACAAAUGAAAUCUCAA